Messenger RNA from Trichosurus vulpecula (common brushtail), 3868 nucleotides. Its product is annotated as tigger transposable element-derived protein 1-like. The coding region runs from base 1454 to 3232 and encodes 592 amino acids. NCBI's taxonomy places the organism in Eukaryota, Metazoa, Chordata, Mammalia, Diprotodontia, Phalangeridae. Gene Ontology annotation, molecular function: DNA binding. The record is from RefSeq and is a predicted model, not a curated record. The transcript has 4 exons. Gene Ontology annotation, cellular component: nucleus.
AGAAGAGCGUUUCCUGUUUCCAGCUCCUGAUCCCGAUAGCAUCAUCAGCCAGCGGGUCUUGCUCCAAGGCUGGGGCUUUACAUCCACUCCAUCUCCUUCCUGGGGCUCACAAUCAGACGACUCCCUUCCUUCUACCUCCUUACACAUUACCCUCUUUCGGCACAGGGCCCACUGUUCCUGAUGAUGCUAAUAUCUGAGGAUGUAGCUGUGUACCUCUUCUGGAAGUUAUGGCAACAGCGGAUCACUAUUUAAAGAAAACUCUACAGGGAUGUUAUGCAGGAGAAUUAGUAAAAUCUGCUGUGUUUGGGUGAGGUGGUAUCUUCCUCUGAUAUCUCUCUUUCCAAACCAGACUUCAUCACUCAGAUGGAGAAAGGCAAAGGAACAUGGAAUUUGGAAGGUGCCAAAAAAACAAAAGAUCCCAAGGGACUCCCCAGCUGGAACAGAACUUGGGAGACCAGCUGAAGACUGGAGAAAAAUGAGGAGGGUUAUCAGCUGAAAUGUCUCAUGUAUGAGUACUCUCAAGGGAUGUGCACAGGAAGGUCCUAAGAGGAGAAGACAGUUCCUGGAUUACUGGAAGUACCCAUGUGAGUCAGUGUACUUCAGAAAAGCAGCAGGGGAAAGUCUUAGGGAGCAGGCAGAAAAAAAUCCAUCCCCAAGAUAAGGGAUCUGGGGAACCUCAUUGUAAUCUGCCCUAAAACUAGACCAAGUUUUAAGAAAGCCUCUAUCUUUGGUGAAUGUGGGAAAUCUUCAGUCAGCAUUCCAAUCCUAAAAAGUAUCCCAAAAUCCAUUCAGGAGAGAAUGCUGCAAGUGUGUGGAUUGUGAAAAAGGGUUCAUUUACAGCUACUUGUACAGUCAACAUCUUAGAAUCCCUGCCAAGAAGGGGGGAAAAACCCAAAACCUAUAAAAUCCCUGAGAGUGGGAGAACCUUUAGUGAGAACUCCAACAUCAAAAAUUCCAAAGUGGGAGAGAAACCCUACUUUUUAUCUUGCACUGAGUGUGGAGAUCAGUUCAAUGUGAAAUCAUCCCUCCUUACCCACACAGGAGAGAUACCCUAUAAAUGUCCCCAGCGUGGGAAAAUCUUUAUUCACCAUACAACACUUAUUAAAUGUCAAAGGACCCACACUGGAGAAAAACCAUAUACAGUCAGUUCUGCUAUAAAUCUUGUUUUGAAAAUGGUUCCAAUAUGAUCCACAUGUUAGGCAACAGUUUGAGCAUAAUGCUAAUUUUAGUUUGCUUAUGCGCAAUUUCAUCCACAAGAAACAGCUAGAAUGCAGAAAACUGCAGCUGAAGUGAGCCGUGGAGGAACAAAACAAACAGCUUAAGUAUCUACCAGCUACUUCAGUUCACCGUGUGUGAGCCUAUAAGGUUGUGUUUUGCUAUAUAUUUUUUCAUUUGUGAACUUUUCUAUACAUAUAUAUAUAUUUAAAAAAAACACUCAUUCUACAUCCCAAUCAUGUCUAAGCGUCCUGGCUCAAAACCAUCAAGCCAUGGAUGCAAAAGAAAAACUUUCAGCAUUGAGGAGAAGCUUGAAAUUAUAAAGCGUUUUGAAAGAAAUGAAAGAACAUGUGAUAUCGCCAGAGCUACAGGCAUAAAGGAAUCUACAUUGCGGGCCAUCAGAGACAACGCUGUGAGGAUAAAGGAAACGUCCAUGACUGGAAUAACUACUAUCUCUGCAAAGUCAGUAAGAAUAAGACCUAAAGAAAUCGCAGAAAUGGAAAGAUUGUUGAGCAUAUGGAUCGAAGGGAAAAAAUCGAGAACAACCUUUCUCACAAUCAAAGGGAAAGCGCUUUCUAUAUAUGCAGACCUUAAGCGGAAAUCGCCAAAUCCUGCAGAAGUGGCUCCUUUUAGGGCUAGCUGUGGCUGGUUCAGUGGUUUCAAACACCGCUACAAUUUCCAAAACCUUCAGCUGUCUAGUGAAGCCUCUAGUGCAGAGCAAAAGACAGCCAAAGAAUUUCCAGCAGUGAUACAGAAAUUAAUUAAAGAAGAAGGCUAUACGUUGGAUCAGAUUUUCAAUUUUGACGAAACAUUUAUCUAUUAUAAACGCAUGCUUCGUAGGACCUACAACUCAAAGGCGGAAAAACACGCACUAGGAUGUAAGGCUUCAAAAGACCGUUUAACUGUGAUGUUCGGGGCCAACGCCAGUGGAGACCUGAAGCUAAAGCCAGUGGUGGUUUAUCGCUCUGACAACCCACGAGCCUUGAAAGGCAUUGUUAAAGCCAGCCUUGGUGUUCAUUAUAGAUAUAGCAAGAAAGGGCGGAUGACUGCCCAAAUCUGCAUUGAUAUUUUUGCUGAAUUCUUCCCUGUCAUAGAGUAUUAUUGCAAGAAAAAGAACUUGGCUUUUAAAAUUCUGAUAAUUAUCGACAAUGCACCAAGCCAUCCCCCGACAGUAGCUGAACUCAAUCCGAAAGUCAAAUUCGUCUUUUUGCCUCAAGAAACCACUUCUCUUAUACAGCCCUUGGAUCAAGGUGUGAUUGCCCUGUUUAAGGCUUAUUAUCUAAAAAGAACAUUUAAGAUGUUGAUUGCAGCUACGGGAGGUGAGAACGCAGAAAAUGCUAUAGAAUUUUGGAAGAGAGUUAACAUCAAAAUGGCCAUUGAUAUAAUUGUUGAAGCCUGGAAUGACAUCACCAAAGAGUGUUUGCAUCGUGCGUGGAAGAAAAUGCUCCCUAACUUGAUUCGUGAUUUUAAAGAAUUUGAACCUUCAAAGCAAUUUAAAAAAAUCAAAGCAAGCUGUGUUGAUCUAGCAAAACAAGUUGGAUUUGAGGAGGUCGAAGAUGAAGAUAUAGAAGAGCUUCUGGAGCCUCACUCGAAUGAUGUGACCACAGAAGGCUUACAACAACUUGCUGAUGGCCAAGUGGAGGCAGAAGAUGAAGAAGAGGACGAUGAUGAUAACGAAAGCCAGAAGGCUACACCACGACAGCUUGAUACAUCACAGUUAUCAGGUGUUUUAAGUGUUAUCGAAAAGCAACUGCAGUGGCUCGAAGAUAAUGACUAUAAUGCUGAACGCAGCAGAAUAGUGGUUCAUGGCAUCCGCACCAAUCUCGAGCCAUACAGGCAGCUGCUGUAUGAAAGGAGGAGGCUAGCCAAGCAGCAGAAAUUGGAUAUAUAUUUUAAGCUCGUACAGAAGAGACACCUAGAGGACAGUGAGCCACACCCAUCCACAUCUGGCGUUACAGCUUCUAGUCCAGUUUCAGAUAAAUCCCCUUCCACCACUUCACAAGAUGCAACCCUUUGAAAGCCCACUUCUGCAUGAAAACUUCAUAUCUUUGUCAAGGUAAAGUCCCAUAUUUAUCGCAUUUCUUCUGAUGCAGAACUGUGGGAAGAGAAGGGCUGGUCCAAACCCAGGUAUUACAGCCACUCAACUCUGGCCCCUAUGGAAAAUGGAGUACAGGAUUAGCAGUAACCCAAGGCUGAGGAGCCCACCAUUAUCUAUUGCAGUAUUUGUGUAUUUCUUAACCACUUGACGUAUAAAAACCGUGCCAACAUUUUAAAUAACUUCCGGUCCUUUUAUGUCACUGAUGAAAUUCUUUUAGUGUUGUACCCCAACCCCAUUUUCCCCAUGGCCCUGUGGCUUUUAUUACACAAGUUUGCAUAGUAUGGUUAUUUUUAAGAAUGAAUAUAUUGCAUUAUAGCAGAACCGACAGUACAUGUCUGCCUGAGAGAUAAGGUUCAUUCAUUGGUUAGAUUUCAUCAAACAUCAGAGAAGCUACACUGGGAAGAAACCCUAUUAGUAUACUCAGUAUCAUAAAACCCCAGCCUCAACUCCAAGCUCCUAAGGCACCAGAGACUUCAAACAGCUAAGAAAACUUAUAAAUGUUCUGAAUAUGAGGAUAGCUUUGGCCAGAGAGUUGAAAUUGCAGAUAACAAGACA